Molecule: messenger RNA, 1631 nt
Organism: Mytilus trossulus (common blue mussel)
Lineage: Eukaryota; Metazoa; Mollusca; Bivalvia; Mytilida; Mytilidae
Exons: 2
Coding region: 793-1485 (230 amino acids)
Source: RefSeq, a predicted model, not a curated record
AUGCAUGUCAUGUGUGCAUAGAUAGUGAAGUUUAAAGGUAUGAAGAUGAUAAAGAUGCACAACAACUAAAAAAUGUACGAUGUUACAUUAAGGUUAAAAGUGGAUUGCAGAUGAACAAAUGUUGCACUUACAAGGGAUUCUAUUCAAAAUCAACUAAGACAAUCUAUUAUAGAAAUGGCCACCAAAGAAUGUGCAUUAUUUUGCGUCAUUUGUCAAUGCAAGGACAUUAAUAAAUCAGCGCAAGAAUACUGUCCACAAUGUGAAGAGGCUCUUUGUGGUGACUGCAGAGACAACCAUAAAAUAUAAAGAUUAUCAAAAUCACAUCAGACAAUCUCUAUAGACAAAUAUAACAAAUUACCAUCAGUUAUCAAGAAAAUUAACCAUAACUGUGAGGAGCACGGCUUUGUCCUUGAAUUCUUUUGUAAAUCCCAUAACUUUCCUUGUUGUAAACGUUGCGUGAUAUUAGGGCAUAAGGAAUGCAAGGACAUUAUUUUCAUAGAGGAUUUUUUAACACCUUCUUCAAGACAUCAGUCAGCAGCUUUGGAUAACAUUGUAAAAAUUGUUAAAGAUCUGGAAGGCAAUAUUUCGACCGCUUUAAAGGACAGACAUCGAAAUUUGGCUGAUUUACGUGAACAGAAGGAGGUGAUUAUAGAACGAAUAAAAGAAAAGCGGAAAGAAAUUAAUAAUAUUUUUCAAAAAUUAGAGGACGCAAUACUAGAAAAAUUAUCUGCAACGGAGAAUGAAUACUGUCUGAAAAUAGAAGAAAUAAUAGAAAAACUGAAUGAGAGGAAGAUGAAAGUAGACGAAAUUAAAAAAGAUGUCGAAUCUAUGAAAAUGUUUGCAUCCGAUCUGCAAAUAUUCAUGGGAACAAAGACAUUCGAAGAAAAUGUAUCUACUAAUGAACGUAACCUCCAAGGUUUGUAUGACAAUGGGAGCUUUGAAAACUUAAAAAUUGUAUGUAUUUUAAAUGAAAAACUAAACAGAAUAAUAAGCGAAAUAAAGACAUUUGGUGAUAUAUAUGUUAACAAAUGUGAAAAGCAUGCUUCUUUUUCAUGGAACGGUGACAAAUCAUCACCAAUUUUAAAACCUAUGACGGGAGACAACUCGAUUAUUAACAUAAACGUCAAGCUAGUACAUAAGAUUAUUAUAGAUGGUCAUAAUAUUAGUGGAUGUGCCAUUUCAGAAGCUGGAGACAUGUUGUUUCAAAAUUUGCAGCAGAAUACUCUGCUUAGAUUUGCACCUAAUGGUGAAUUCCAUUCCAGUUCAAAUAUCAAAGGUGCAGGAUUUCAGAGUGGUUAUGACCUUGCAGUGGUCAAUUCCAAUACGAUAGCUGUAUCAAGUGGUGGAUAUCCCCCACACAAGAUUUACUUAAUUGACAUAAAUGGUGCAGAAACACGGCGUUUGUUUAAUCUGGACGACUACUGUUACGGUUUAAGCUAUCACAAUGGAUCGUUUAUGUAUUCUACUCUGGGAAAGGCAUUAUAGUAUUCGACAUGUCGCAGCAAGAUUUUACUCACGUCCAGAAAAAAGUCAAUACACCCAUAAAUGGAUACCAUACUUACGUUGCCUCAAACCAAAAUGGCAUAUUUCAUUCCAACUGUCAUGAUCAUUCUGUCAUAUGUUACGAUAAA